Ctenopharyngodon idella (grass carp) is the source of this 2133-nucleotide messenger RNA. It is a transcript of the gene kcnj15, whose product is annotated as potassium inwardly rectifying channel subfamily J member 15. Bases 156 to 1160 code for a protein of 334 amino acids. The record is from RefSeq and is a predicted model, not a curated record. NCBI's taxonomy places the organism in Eukaryota, Metazoa, Chordata, Actinopteri, Cypriniformes, Xenocyprididae. Gene Ontology annotation, biological process: potassium ion import across plasma membrane; regulation of monoatomic ion transmembrane transport. The transcript is spliced from 2 exons. Gene Ontology annotation, molecular function: inward rectifier potassium channel activity. Gene Ontology annotation, cellular component: plasma membrane.
UACUGAGAGAACCGGCUCUACUAGUUUCACUGUAAUUUCCUUCUUUAGAGUCUCAUUAACUGUCCUCAAUAUCAUUGUGCCAAAGAGUCGCACACAAACGCAAGGACAAUAGAGGAACAAGGACAUUCGCUGGGGGGAAAAGUUCAGAUUACAGGAUGACGGAGAACGUGCGCCGCGUGGUGUCCAAAGACGGCCACAAUAACGUGAAGAUUGAUAACGUGGAGGGAAUGAUCAAGCUCUUCCUGCACGACAUCUGGACCACGGUGGUGGACAUGAAAUGGCGUUAUAAGAUCACUCUGUUCGCCUCCACCUUCGUCAUGACGUGGUUCGUGUUCGGCGUCAUCUUCUACCUCAUCGGCCUGAGGAACGGUGACUUUGACGCAGACCCGUCCUCCAAUCACACGCCAUGCGUGAUGAACGUGGACUCACUGACUGGUGCGUACCUGUUCUCCUUGGAGACCCAGACCACCAUCGGCUACGGCUUCCGGCACGUGUCGGAGGAGUGUCCUCUGGCCAUCGUGACACUGGUGGUGCAGCUGGUCCUCACGGGGCUGGCGGAGAUCUUCGUGACCGGCGCAUUCCUGGCCAAACUGGCGCGACCCAAGAAGCGCGCGGGAACCAUCAGGUUCAGCCGCUCCGCGGUGGUCUGCAAGCAGAACGGGAGGCCGUGUCUGAUGGUGCGAGUGGCCAACCUGAGGAACAGCCUCCUGAUUCAGUGCCAGCUCUCGGGGAAACUGCUGUCGGCCCACGUCACGCAGGAGGGCGAGAAGACCCUCGUCCACCAGGCCAGCGUGGACUUCCACCUGGACUCCAGCGGUGAGUGUCCGUUCCUGCUGCUGCCGCUCACCUUCUACCACGUGCUGGACGACCGAAGCCCGCUGGCCGGUCUCACGGCCGACGACCUGCCGAGACGAGAGUUGGAGCUGCUGGUCACCCUCAACGGCACUGUGGAGUCCACGGCCGCCACCUGCCAGAGCCGCACGUCUUACGUGCCGCAGGAGAUCCUGUGGGGUUACGAGUUCAAACCGGUGCUGUCCAACACACACGGCGGCAAACUGGCCGCAGACUUCAGCUUCUUCGACCAGGUGCAGGUCUGCAGCGACCCGCCGACGCUCAACACGGAGAAGCUGCAGCUGGAGGAGGAAUACAGACGGGAGUGAAGAGACCACAUGAUGAAGAAACAGAUGGAAAACUGGUCAAUCUUUCUGGAAGUCAGAUCUUAUCUGUGUGGAACGACGGCACCACAACCACAACCAGAACACUCUAGUUACUCCUUAUUCAUGUUUCUGGUCUCAUUGGGAAUGAUUUACCAGUGACUAUUUAAACUGUAAUUUAUUCCUGUGAUCAAAGCUGGAUUUUCAGCAUCAUUACUCCAGUCUUCAGAGUCACAUGAUCCUUCAGAAAUCAUUCUAAUAUGAUGAUUUGCUGCUCAAGAAACAUUUAUGAUUAUUAUCAAUGUUGAAAACAGUUGUGCUGAUUCAUAUUUCUGUGGAAACUGUUAUACAUUUUAUUCUUCAGGAUUCUUGGAUGAUUAGAAAGUUCAAAAGAACAGCAUUUAUUUGAAAUAGGAUCUUUUGUAAUAUUAUAAAUGUCUUUACUGACACUUUAAUGCGUCCUUGAUGAAUAAAAGUAUUUCUUUACUUUAAAAAUAUAUUACUGACCUCAAACUUUUGAAUGGUGGUGUAUCACAGUUUCCACAGAAAUAUGAACUGUUUUCAACAUUGAUAAUAAUCAUAAAUGUUUCUUGAGCAGCAAAUCAUCAUAUUAGAAUGAUUUCUGAAGGAUCAUGUGACACUGAAGACUGGAGUAAUGAUGCUGAAAAUUCAGCUUUGAUCACUGGAAUAAAUUACACUUUACUAUAUAUUCACAUAGAAAACAAUGUUUGUCUUAUUUAAUGAGAAUAUAAUGUCUUACUCCACCAUUAAUCGCUCUUGUUUAUCAUCCAUCUUCACACAGAGACACUUUCACCAUUCAAUCUGUCCACAAUUUGUAUUUUCUGUGUUUUUGGAUUGUUUUACUCUAAUAUAUUUUAAUCCGUUUAACAACUUCUGAAAUUGUUUUAGGAAAAGUAUUUGAUCCAUGUUUCUCCUUGAAUAAAUAUGAGACUUAUAUUUGUGUUUUAAACCCAACAAA